AAAUAAAUUAAAAAAAAAUUUGAUACUCAAAAUGCUUAAAUAUUUAACUAUAUUAAUUGUAGCGAUUAUUUUCGAAUAUGUUUCCGGACAUGGAAUGAUGGUUAAUCCUGCUGGGAGAAGUUCUGUAUGGAGAUUCUAUAGCGGUUACCCAGCUAAUUACAAUGAUAAUGCAAAUUAUUGUGGAGGAAGAGGAUUGUUCGUAUCUUCUGGAGGUCAAUGUGGUGUUUGCGGAGAUCCUUAUACAGACGCACAUCCCCAAGCGAACGAGAAUACUGGCAAGUUUGGAAAUGGUAAAAUCACAGGUACUUAUAGAUCAGGUCAAGUCAUUGAUGUCAGCAUAACAUUAACCGCUAAUCAUAUGGGUCAUUUCACUUAUAGUUUAUGCCCACUUUCUAAUCCUUCAACUUAUGAAUCGGGAGAAAAUUGUUUUAUCCCAUUAAAAUUAGAGGAUGGCACUGAUAAGCACUACAUCACCAGUUCUCAAUUUAAUAUUGUCUCACGUGUUAGAUUACCAGCUGGGUUAAGGUGCUCUAGAUGCACGUUAAGAUGGAAUUAUAAAGUUGCUAAUUCUUGGGGUUAUUGUGAAGAUGGUACAGGGAGAUUGGGAUGUGGACUUCAAGAAACCUUCCGCGCAUGUGCUGAUAUUUCUAUCAUAUAAAUAUUUAAUUCUGUACAAUAUUUAAAUAUAUUUGUUUAAAUAAACAAUUUUGCUUGAAAU
Molecule: messenger RNA, 718 nt
Organism: Onthophagus taurus
Lineage: Eukaryota; Metazoa; Arthropoda; Insecta; Coleoptera; Scarabaeidae
Source: RefSeq, a predicted model, not a curated record